AUGGCCCUACUGGCUCCAACAUACAUGUUCUUCAAGUACUACUACGCAGGCUUCCCUACCGCGGCGCUGCCUGAAGACUGGGACCCCGCCCCUAUGCUGUUCUGGAAUUGGAUCAUGCAGGUCCUCUACAAUCCCAUCCUCGCGCUCGUGAAAUCAUCGAUUCUGGUCUUUUUGCUUCGCCUAGGUGGGCACAAGCGUGGUGUACGAUGGACUAUUUACGCCCUCAAUGCCAUCAACCUGGCAACAAUGGUGGCCAUUUUCUUGGUGGUGCUAUUCCAGACACUUCCGAUAAAUGCUUUCUGGGAUUCGACUAUUCCCAAGCAAAGAGAAAUUGAUGGACCGCUAUUUUACAUCGUCAGUGCCAUCAUCACCAUCAUCACCGACUUCUUUGUUCUCGCCAUUCCGUUUUGGAUCUUCCUCGGUUUGAAGAUGCGCAUGGCCGCCAAGAUUGGAUUGAUAGUGGUCUUCCUAGCAGGUGGAGUGUCAAUCAUUGUGGCUGUCCUCCGUGUCCACGAACUCCGGAAGAAGUUCUACAACAUCACCCCCGGCUACGAUCCCCGAGACGGCAUUGGCGACACAUACAGCGCAAUCGAAGUCAACCUCUCCAUCAUCGCCGCCUGCAUCCCGGCUCUGCGGCCACUCUUCCGCAAGUGGAUGCCGGGAAUGUUCUCCAACAAGAGCAGCGCCGACAAUGCAGGGUACAACAGCAGUCAAUACGGUCGUUAUGGUGCCGGCACUGGGAACGGCACGGGGACUGGUCGACUGAAUCGGAAUACUGUCGGCAACGGGUUCCCGCUAAAGGACAUGCGGAGCACACACACCGAGAUUCGAGGCCACUCACCAGACGGCAGUGAAGAGGAGAUUAUGACCUACAACGGCAUCAUCAAGACGACCAAUGUAAGAGCGAAGACAAAGAAUGAUUUUAUGGUUUGA
Messenger RNA from Colletotrichum fioriniae, 933 nucleotides. RefSeq lists its product as uncharacterized. NCBI's taxonomy places the organism in Eukaryota, Fungi, Ascomycota, Sordariomycetes, Glomerellales, Glomerellaceae. The record is from RefSeq and is a predicted model, not a curated record.